This is a messenger RNA of Rangifer tarandus platyrhynchus (Svalbard reindeer), 864 nucleotides long. The record is from the annotation of a GenBank genome assembly. Lineage: Eukaryota; Metazoa; Chordata; Mammalia; Artiodactyla; Cervidae.
AUGAGUGGCUCCUUCGAUCGCAAGCUCAGCAGCAUCCUCACCGACAUCUCCAGCUCGCUCAGCUGCCAUGCGGGUUCCAAGGACUCGCCCACCUUGCCCGAGUCUUCCGUCACUGACCUGGGCUACUACAGCGCUCCCCAGCACGACUAUUACUCGGGCCAGCCCUAUGGCCAGACCGUAAACCCCUACACCUACCACCACCAGUUCAAUCUCAACGGGCUUGGAGGCACGGGCGCUUAUUCGCCCAAGUCGGAAUAUACCUACGGAACCUCCUACCGGCAAUAUGGAGCCUACCGGGAGCAGCCGCUGCCCGCUCAGGACCCAGUGUCCGUGAAGGAGGAGCCGGAAGCUGAGGUGCGCAUGGUGAACGGAAAGCCCAAGAAGGUCCGAAAGCCUCGCACGAUCUACUCCAGUUACCAGCUGGCCGCCCUGCAGCGCCGCUUCCAGAAGGCCCAGUACCUGGCGCUGCCCGAGCGCGCGGAGCUGGCCGCGCAGCUGGGCCUCACGCAGACGCAGGUGAAAAUCUGGUUCCAGAACCGCCGUUCCAAAUUCAAGAAGCUCUAUAAGAAUGGGGAGGUUCCCCUGGAGCACAGCCCCAACAACAGCGAUUCCAUGGCCUGCAACUCACCACCAUCACCCGCCCUCUGGGACACCUCUUCCCACUCUACUCCAGCCCCUGCCCGCAGCCAGCUGCCCCCACCACUCCCGUACAGUGCUUCCCCCAGCUACCUGGACGACCCCACCAACUCCUGGUAUCAUGCACAGAACCUGAGUGGACCCCACUUACAGCAGCAGCCGCCUCAACCAGCCACCCUGCACCAUUCCUCCCCAGGGCCCCCGCCCAACCCUGGGGCUGUGUACUGA